AUGAAGCUGUUUCUCAGUGCUGGACUUGUCGGCACCUGCGCCGCCGCCGCCGUCGUCGGCAGCACGGAUUCCUGCGUGCCGGGCCUCGUACGCGCGAGCAGCUCCUCCUCUGCCUCUACGAUGGCGUUUCAGGCCUCGUGCGGCGCCAAGCUGGACGUUUCUGGGCCGCACGGCGUCUUUGCGGCACCGAUCGGCGGCAACGGCAGCAGCAGCCUCGUGGGCGUAUACAUUCCAGGGGCAGCAGGGCUGAGUGCGGAUGCGGUCACGAUACGUCGGGAUCUGGUCGUGGGCGAGGCAACGGUUCUCGUCACGGCGACGGAUGAGAAUGGCAACGUCCUGCUGCAAUCGUUUGACGUCAGUCCUGCGGCGGGUGACGACACGGCCACUACUACGCGUCUCUACGGGCAGCGAGCCGUCGAUGCUACCACGGCAACGUGCCAGACCUGCAACGCCCCCGACAUCUUAUGCCAGCCUGCCUGCCAGGACCCGCCGCAGACGUGCGCAUUCUACGCGUCGUGCGCCGAGGCCGCCGUGCCCUGCGGCGCGUCGGGCUACGCGCUCGGCUACGGCCUCGCCAACUGCGCCAAGUUUAUGCAGCGGCUGUCGCACUUCACGCCGGCCGGCCAGCGCUGGAUCUUUGCCGUCAUGACGUGCCUGCAGCGGUUCCUCAUCGCGGGGCCCCUGACGGGGCAGUGCGGGCUCACGUGCGAUGCGCUCAGGACGGCGGCGUUUGGCUCGCACCCGACGUGCUAUGUCGACAGCGGCGUGUGCGACCUGCCGGCGCGGGACUGGGUGCAGCUGGUGCUGACGAUUGGGAAAGACCUGGCGACGCUGGACACGCUGAAACAGGCGUUCACAAUUCUGACUCUCCCCCUCUUCUCACACACAUUUGGCCCUUUCAUCCUCUUCUUCACGGCACACCUGCGGACCGAUACUGCCAACUACUUUUGUCGAAAUCAUUUUUAA
Akanthomyces muscarius is the source of this 966-nucleotide messenger RNA. RefSeq lists its product as uncharacterized. NCBI's taxonomy places the organism in Eukaryota, Fungi, Ascomycota, Sordariomycetes, Hypocreales, Cordycipitaceae. The coding region runs from base 1 to 966 and encodes 321 amino acids. The record is from RefSeq and is a predicted model, not a curated record. The transcript is spliced from 3 exons.